AUGGGUAGUUAUCAAGGCACAUUCCUUCGCAUAUACGAGCGCAAGCUUGCUCUAGUAACGGGAUCCGCACGGAGUAAGUCCGACAUUGGCUCCUCAGACAUCCCAUACUCAUUGUCUUCCAGGUAUCGGAGCCGCAAUAGUCCAGAACUGGCCAGCAAGGGCUGCGAUGUGUUUAUCAACUAUGCAACCGAGGCCUCCGACGCAUCCGCAGUAGUACUCGCCGCCAACCUCGAAAAGGAAUACUCAGUGGGCGCAUUGCCCAUUCGAGCAGACAUUACUUCCGCGAAAGAGCAUUUCACCGACUCGCAAACAGGAUCUUUCCAAAUCAACAUCAUCGUUCACAACGCCGCGGUGCUAUACCUCGGCCCACUCGAAUCAGUCAUAGAAUCCGAGUUCCAUCGAAUCUAUGAAUUAAAUGUUCUUGGUCCGAUUCUACUCACCGGUGUGUGGUGUUGUGAGCUGGCUGAGAGAGCCACCGUCAACUCGAUCAACCCUGGUCCUGUCAUGACGGAUAUGUAUAUGUCUGCCCCUGAUGCAGUCAAAAAGGAACUUGCAUUGUGGAAUCCUCUCACUCCAUUGGGGGCUGUUCGGAAGACUGACAGCCCGGAGGUGAAGGAGCUGGGAAAGAAGUUUGGAGGGAGAGCGGCGUAUGCUGAGGAGAUUGCUGGGUUGGUUGCGACGAUCUGUAAUCAUUAG
Penicillium samsonianum is the source of this 696-nucleotide messenger RNA. RefSeq names its product SDR family oxidoreductase. The coding region runs from base 1 to 696 and encodes 231 amino acids. The record is from RefSeq and is a predicted model, not a curated record. Lineage: Eukaryota; Fungi; Ascomycota; Eurotiomycetes; Eurotiales; Aspergillaceae. The transcript is spliced from 2 exons.